Monodelphis domestica (gray short-tailed opossum) is the source of this 4885-nucleotide messenger RNA. RefSeq names its product DIRAS family GTPase 2 (gene DIRAS2). Lineage: Eukaryota; Metazoa; Chordata; Mammalia; Didelphimorphia; Didelphidae. Gene Ontology annotation, cellular component: membrane. The record is from RefSeq and is a predicted model, not a curated record. Gene Ontology annotation, molecular function: GTPase activity; GTP binding. Gene Ontology annotation, biological process: signal transduction.
GCACUUGCAAGCUUGGCUGAGCUUUGCAGUCGCCAUUUAAACAGUGUCAAAAGCAGCAGCUAUAGUUAGUCCUUUCCUGAAAGCACAAAGAUUGCAAGGCACAAGAGUGAAUGGGAAAGAAGGACCAAGGUAUUUCCAGGCUGAGCGUGAAGGCUAUUGAGCAACAUGCCGGAACAAAGCAAUGAUUACAGAGUGGUGGUGUUUGGAGCGGGAGGUGUUGGCAAGAGCUCCUUGGUCUUGAGGUUUGUGAAAGGCACUUUCCGAGAGAGCUACAUCCCCACUGUGGAGGACACCUAUCGCCAGGUGAUCAGCUGUGACAAGAGCAUCUGCACUCUGCAGAUUACGGACACGACAGGCAGCCAUCAGUUCCCGGCCAUGCAGCGCCUGUCCAUUUCCAAAGGCCAUGCCUUUAUCUUGGUCUACUCUAUCACAAGCCAGCAGUCCUUGGAGGAGCUCAAACCCAUCUACGAGCAGAUCUGUCAGAUCAAAGGAGACGUGGAGAGCAUCCCUAUCAUGCUCGUGGGCAACAAGAAUGACGAGAGUUCAAACCGGGAGGUGCAGAGCAGCGAGGCUGAAGCUCUGGCCAAGAAGUGGAAGUGCGCCUUCAUGGAGACCUCAGCCAAGAUGAACCAUAACGUUAAGGAGCUCUUCCAAGAGCUCCUAAAUCUGGAGAAACGGAGAAGCGUGAGUCUCCAGAUUGAUGGGAAAAAGAGUAAGCAGCAGAAAAGGAAAGAGAAGCUCAAGGGGAAAUGUGUGCUCAUGUAAGAGCCCUGCCUGUGCCAAACACGUCGUACUUCUUGUCUCUAGCUGCCCCUCUCCCAUCCUCACUGAUGUCCAUGUUCAAUGGAACAUGCCAUCGAGAUGAUGCCCAUUUACUAAACAUGUCUGCAUCGCAAAGCCUCACCCUACAAUACUAAGUACCGAUUCUAAAGCAGCAAAGUGGCAAGGGCUAGGCAAUUGAGCUGGCAAGUGUCUGGGGGCAAAUUUGAACCCAGGUCCUCCCUGCUCCAGACCCAGCCCUCGACUUACUCUGUUCUUGUCCCUGUUUUUUUUUUUAUAAAGAGGGGCAUUAACUUCAUCAAUGACAACUAACCGCUCUGCAAGUCCACAAACUCUGUCAGGAAACAAAAAAAGUCCACAGGGUUAAAAACGCCAAGCAAUGCCACAUGCAUAAAACCAUUUAAAAAGUGAGAAUGAGGGUUCUUAUGAACUCUGAAGAGUCCAAAUGGAGAUGCUGAUAAUAGAAAUCAAUAGAAAUAGCCAAGACGUGUCCAAGCAAGCUGACGCCCACUUAUUUCAGAAAUGCCAACUCUGUCUAAGGCAGGCAUUUCUUUGGUUUAACAUGUGGAGACCUCAGUUUCCUGCAGAGUUUGAAGUGAAGCAUGAAAACAAGUCACUUAGGGAUUGAGAGUGGUAGGUACACUGUACAGAAGCCACAGUUCACGCGCACAUUCAUGCCUGAGGGCAUCGCUGGGAUUCCACUAGCUUGUGAUGAGCUAGUUUCCUCUAAUUGGAUAUUCCAAUUUGUCAGGGGUUUCUUGAGAUCUCAUUUCUAUAAGGUGUCAUUUGCAGUCCCAUUUCUCUUUGUAUUGGAAUUCAAUUUAAAGAUUUAAAAAAACCCCAAACUCCUUAUUUUGACCUGCAGGACAAAAUUUUUCUUUGGGAUUAAAAUGCACAAGAAACUUUGAAUUAUGCUCUCUGAAUGGCACGCCUAAAGGUCAUUCCAAAUACUUUGAAAUUCCGAAAUGUUACUGUGUUUGGGGCAAAGGUUACCUCAAUAGUCUAUGACUGGAAAACACCAUUACUAGCUAGCACAUCCAAUUAUAAAGGCUGUCAAGACUUGUCAGAUGCAGUAGUCACUUGAGAAAUAAUUAUCACAUUCUUCAAAUAAUUUCCUAGACAUCAUCCCCUCUCCAAACUCAAUUACAGAUAUUCCUCUCUCUUCAAAAGUGGUGAUAAGGCAACAGGGAUUGCAAUUAAUCUUUACUUUUCUGGUCUAGAGAUGCUCAGUUCUGAUUAUGUUACCAUCACUGCUCUUCUCCCUGAAAACCGAUAUUCAACAGUACUUAUUAAUUUAUUAAUAAUUAUUAUAUAUGCUAAUAAUAGAUAAUAAUUAAUUAAAGCUCCUGUUAAUUUCUAAAGUUAAAUUAACGCUAGACAAAAAUUCCAAACCCCCCUCUCAAAAGUCUUUCCUAUUUGCAUAUUUGUUAAGUAAGAAAAGGAAGUAUCAGAAAGCUCUCCAAAAAACCAUGUAAGUAUUAGGGUGAUCCGCCCCCGACCAAACUCAAAAGGCGUCAAGGUUUGUGUUCCUGUCAUUGCCACUCUUCCUUAGAAUCGUACUUUCCAUGGACCUGAUACCCCCAGGCUGCCUCCCGAACAAACCGAGGGAUCGCCUUGCCCAUAUCAAUAUGAUAUUUAAUCCUGUCUGCCCUGUAUAUCACCCCAAUGUUUUCUUCGAUACCCUCACUAAGGACUAGCAAAUCUGGACUACUUCCAUUGCACCAAAGUAUUCAAUCCUAUCUAAGAGAAGUCAUGGUGUGUUCUUAGGUGGGGGCUAGUUCACAGCUUUAUGAUGAUUCUCUAAAUAAUUGCCCUAGUUCUCCCUUUUAAACCAGUCCAGUGGGAAUUUCUGGCAGGGAAGGGCAGACCUUUGGAUCAUGAAUAACUCAUCAUCUUGAGCAUCUGCAAAGGUCGCUCUAAUUUGGGAAUCACCUGAGCCAUUAACUGUUUCCCUCCAAUCGUUCAUUUUUGAGGGCAUUUACAAUUUCAUGUGUGUUGUAUAUAUCUGAUUCAGGAAGGCUUUAGGGAAACCGAGAGACAUAGAAAUGCAUAUGUUUUAAAUUUCUAGAUAGAUCCUAUUUCCAAAGACAAAGACAUUGUCUCUUAGAACUUGAGUGAAGAUUCCAAAUGGGAAUAUUUCAAAUUCCGUCAAAGCUUGGCACAUUUCCAAUGCAUAGUGAGUGCUCUUGAGCCAGGAGCGUCCAUUAGUUUCUAAAAUAAAAAGCACAUAUUUGGCUAGCAAUGUCGACUUUUUCUAUCUAUUCAGCGAUAUCCCAUUUAUCAAUUAAUGGCAAAUGGAGUGCUUCAUCAGGAAACACCUUCGAAACAUUGACUUACUUACAAAAUUGAGGGAACACUUUGUACCAUUUUAUCUCCUUAGGUAGGUUCGUAAGAAGGCCUUUGAAAGCAAUGAGCACUUUUUAAAUUGGCAGCCAAGAUUUGCGUGACAUAAAUUCACUCUUGCCCCAGUGUUAAGCUGUGAGUUUUGGGAUGUCACCUAGAGAAGAGGUUGUUGGCCCAGGCAGGGUAUAUGAACUUGGGUGUUUCCCAAUUCGGUGACUGCUUCAAUAUAAUUGGUUUCCAUAGAGAUGCUCAUGGUUUGGUACAUUUUAUGACAUUAUUCUGAGCAGUGCAUGGGCUUUACCAGACUCUGGAAGGAUUUCGUCACAAAAAAAUGGUAAGAAUCCCCAAUUGUCACAGAUGGUAGCACAUGACUGUAAUCCUUGUCACCAGGGAAGAUUGGGGUUCACAGAGCUCUUUGAUCUCCAGUGGGAGAAGCUGAUUUGCUGUCCACCCUUCUGAAAUGGAGGGAGUGGAAGCUCCUAUGCUGAGUAGAAUAGAACUGGUUUAGUGGGCAGCCUCUGCAAGUCCAACCUGUGCAGGAUAGGCAGACUGAGUUUUAGAACCAAUCCCAGACUCCUACAUCAUCUAUAAAAAGGAGUAGUCCCGUGGAGGUCUAGUCAAGCUAACACUUUUAAAAAGCGUUCUUGUAAAAUCCACACAUAGCUACACAUACACGAAAAAUAUUGGGAUGUGGAAUUCAGAUGGACUUGAGGAAGUUGGUAGUCACUUAAAUGAAAGAACAACUUGACUAUAAAUAGAGGUCGUGAUUCUGAAGAAACAGACGCUGAAGAGUGAAAUCCAACAAAACUUCACAGACCAAUUCAUCUCUCAUCACUUGCGUCAGGCUCUGAGUAUGCUUGACUGGUCAACAAAUCUGAUAAAAAAUUUUUCUUUUAAAUAUAUUCAUUGUAUUAACAAUUUUGUUUUAUUUUUAGCAAAGUAAAACCAUGACUGUCUAAUGUGAUGCACAAAAAUAUAUAUGCCAUAUUGUAUAAUAUACUUGGUUUCUGAAAAAGGAAAAGCCACAAAAUGACAUUUUUCCAUGGGUAGUCAAUCAAUCUACUCACAAACAAACAAAAUUAACUGAAAUACUUGUUAGCCAUUCUGUGUAGAUACAAUUACUGUGAGGUACAGCCUUGCAUAGUACCAGUACACUGAAAAUGACCUAGCAUGAUUUUUGAGAAACAAGUGUUGAGAAUAAAGUGAAAUGAUUUGCAAGGAUCAUUUAUUUUGCUCAGCAGCUGAUUUCGCUCCCAUUCCAUGAUGUCAUUGCAUGAAUUUAAAGCAUGAAUAGCACAAAAAAAAUAAACAUUCAUUCUAAAUAUGUAUUGCAUACUCUUGUACUCAUUGAAGGUUAGCAAUGGAAAGCCUAUUUAUAAGCUGAUACAAUAUUCGCUUUGCAAUUUCUGAAAUAAAUAUCCAUUUUGUGGGAUGAACAACUCAAGAGAAAAAAACCCUGAAAUGCAUAAGAUACAAAACCUCAGAGAUUUGCAAUAGUAGGCAAUAGUUCAUAGAGACAUUGUAUGAAUCAAUAGUCAAAGAACAUGACAUAUGUAUGUGGGAAACCAAUCUGAUGUCGAUCUUUCAGAUAGGCUUAUUAUUGUAAUUUUUUCAUCUGCUCUAUUUAACUCACAUUAUAGCUAUAAAUCAUCUGUGCCUAUAAGUUUCUAGUGAUGUUCUGAUUAUGUCAAGACCAAAAAAAAAGGUUUAAAUUAUGAAAAUAUGGCAUGUUUGUACUUCUAAAAAUAAACUUUUGGUCAGA